This is a messenger RNA of Acipenser ruthenus (sterlet), 3924 nucleotides long. RefSeq lists its product as uncharacterized. The transcript has 17 exons. NCBI's taxonomy places the organism in Eukaryota, Metazoa, Chordata, Actinopteri, Acipenseriformes, Acipenseridae. The record is from RefSeq and is a predicted model, not a curated record. Bases 185 to 2512 code for a protein of 775 amino acids.
UCCCAGUGUUCUUACAUUGUCUACGUCCUCCACAAUGAGGAAGUUGCCUUACCGGUAACCAAGGUGUUUCUGGCACCGCCCGGUAGGCAACACCAUGGCAUUCAGAGGAACUAAACACUGCAGAAAAACAAGCGUGGCUACUGCAAGCUCGUGUUGAGGAGCUCACCUUCAAGUUUUAGAAGACAUGAGUAGAAGUCCUAAACCAAUGGAUAUUACAAACCCGCCAGAAGCAGUGCCUCAACUGAGCAACGAAGAACAGCUAAGAAUAUUAAACAAGGUAAAAAUGGGUGAGAUGACCAUCCAAGAAGCUUUGGCGUGGGCAAGCAAGGGGACAGGUGAAGCUACGAAACAAACCUCACAAACACAGCAGCAGGUGGAAAGCACGUCGCAGUAUAAUUUCAGUGUCUACAAAUGCAACAGAUACAGAUGGCAGAAACGAAUAUUGCAGAUUGAUUUCAAUUCAAAGGUCAUUUGCAGCAUUGAGAAAGGGACUGUGAAAAAGCAGUUUCCUUUUACACAAAUCAAGUCCUGUGAAGACAGGGAAGGAACUAAAUUCUCAAUUUCCUUUCAAGACCGUCAGGAUUAUGAGCUUGAAGCCAAUUCUCAAGAAGACAAAAGAAAAAUCAUGCAACUUGUAAAUAAAGUUAUAUACAAUAAUAUAUAUGUGCUUCCAACACAAGUUAGUUCGGCAGUUUACGAAGAACCCCCAAAAUCAGGGAUUAUACGUGAAGGACGGCUGGAUUUAGAGAGAGGAGAGCUGGCUUCUGUCAAAUGGGUGAAGUAUUUAGUACAACUGCAUGAAGAUGAGCUCAUCCUGCAGCACACAGACCAAACCACAGGGAUUGAGGACUCGGACCCUUCCUCCACUGUCAUCCACAUCUCAGAUGGUAACGCGAGCGUUGAGAAGCAGCAUGGAUGUGAUGCCUUUACUGUGCACACCAAGAAAAACGAGUAUCAGUUUAGGGUACCGGUUAGCUGUCAGUUCAAGAGUACAGAAGAAAUAAAGAAAGAGCGGGAUGAAUGGGUACUGGCCAUUGAUAAGUUUUGUCUUCACUGGAAACGUAAAUCCCAAUUCAAACCUGAAGAUGAUGGGAUAUAUUCAGUCAUACAGGAGAGUCGGGUCAUGGACAUCAAAGAUCAGGUGGCAGAGAAGGAGCCGGUUUCACCUGUCAGUGGAAACACACCCCCCCCACUGCAAACGUCCCCUUCGGAACCAAACGCUGCGAAGGCUGUUUUUCCCCAGACCCCAUCUUCUACACAGUUACCUCCCAGUAAACUGGCACAGACGGUGUUUCAAGCUCCUUCUCCGAAGUCACCUGCAACAGUGCCUCCUCCCCCAGAGUGUGUAAAGACACCGUCCGUCCCGGCACCGCCCCCACCUCCACCACCAUCUCUAAGUCUGCAAUCCAAAUCUAUAUCAACGAGGACAAAAGCAUUUCACUGGGACCUGCUGUCCCAAGACAAGAUUCCAAAGUCUAUAUGGACACAGUGCAACACAGAGAAGAUCAAGAUAGAUGCAGAUAUGCUCAAUGAUCAGUUCAGGGUCCAAGAACUAGGAACCAUCGCUGGAGUGGAGUCUGCAACAAACCAUCAGAUCUUGCUAAAUCAGAAAGUGGCACAUAAUUUUAAUAUAUUUCUCAGAAGCUUUGAUGUAAAGCCCUACGAGCUGAAAGAAAAGGUACACAUUAUAAACGCAAAGGACGGCGGGCUUACAGACGAGCAAAUCUCAUCCCUCCGGAGGUAUGUGCCUACACCAGAUGAUAUAGAAAUGUAUAAAUCAUACAAGGGUUCACCAUCCGAGCUUCAUGUGGUUGACCAGUAUAUGAUGGAGAUGUGCAAUAUUCCCAAUUUAGAUAAUCGACUGGACCUUUUGCUCACGAUCAGAGAACUUCCGAUUAGUGUGGAUGACCUUCAGCCUCUGAUAAACCAGAUGAUUAAAAUGUGCACUCAGUUGCGGAACAGCAAGUCAUUUGUUUCUGUGUUAAAGUACCUGCUAGUUGUUGGCAACUACCUCAAUGAGAACGCUGGGAAGGAGAAGGCCAAAGGUUUCCGACUCUCUUCUUUAACAAAACUCACACAGAUGCGUGGAAAGGAGAGAAAAGUCACCUUGCUGCAUGCCCUUGUCCAGCAGAUUGUGUUACAUGAACCCGACUUGGCUAUUUUUUUCCAAGAGUUGACAGAAUUUGAAGCUGUUCCAGGAGCUUCAAUUAAAGGACUUACUGCAGAAGUGGAUGUUCUGAAGAAUGAGCUGCAGAAAAUAAUUCAACACAAAAAGGUUUUAAAUAAAGUUAACCGGGAAACACAGUUUUACAAAGACCUAAAGACUGUACUUCAGAAGUAUGAAGCAGACCUUUCUCAGCUGACUAAGAAAUGUGACGAGAUGAAGAAACUGUACAGUGACAUAUUGGUGAAAUUUGGGGAGCCACAAGAACAGGACUCACAGGAGCUUUUCGGAUGGGUGUGCUCAUUCAUCAGCAAUUUCAAGAGGAUUUAUGAAGAAAUCAUUGCAUAAGGACUUUCAAGACGAGCAGUAUGCAUUAUUAUUAUGCAAGGGCAGGAUUUAUUUCAAGAAAUUGUUUCAAUGGCAAACAUACAACUAGAUUUGCAACUUAAAAAACAUUAUCUGCCAACAUUAAGGUUCUGUUAAAGUCAAUUCCCAUUUCUGUCAGAAGGUCCGUUGAAAGUCGAUUGAUUUGUAAUUAUAGUUUAAUGAAUCUGAAACUAAUGCUUCUGAUUAAAAGAGGCCCCAUUCUGAUAACACCACGUCAGUCUUCUUAUACCACAGUUAAACCUCUAUUAUCCAAACUAAAUAGGAGCAAGGGGUGUUAUUAAAAUCAAUUUGUUGGAAUGAUAAUAUUAUAAUAGUAUUUACAAUAAAUUGAUUAAAAACUCUACAGAUAAUUAAAGUACAACUCAUCUAAAUAUGUUGGGGACAGUAAUUGAGUGUACUGUAAAUACUGGAGAGAGUGUGGUUAGCACACAUUCUCUAGGACAGAAGAGCCGUGCACACAGCAGUACAGGUUAUUAAUAUAACACAUUUCUUUGUUGGCUUCCAAUUCACCUCCGGUUUACUGCUAUUAUUUAGUUGUAUUAUGGUUUCUACAAGUUAGCACCUUUCCAAUGUUCUGGCUUGGCAUUGUACACCUUGUUUCCUGCUCCUCCACAGCACCAAAGCUGGGAGUUCUUUGUUUUAGUGCUCUAUGGCAGGGUAUCCAUGCAGUUUAGAAACUCCAAAUGUUAUCUCCAUGUAGCACACACGUGUGGCCAAAACAUGGUAUGACUUAAAAGGGUGGGUAAAUUAUCUUUUCACACUAGAAAGCCACACAAAUUGACCGAAAAUGUUUUUUUUUUUUUUUUUUAUGGGGACAUGUCCAAAAGCUGUACCUUCUGUUAGACUUCAGCAGUGAUUCCAAUUUGUGAAGUAACCUUGCACAACCUUUUACUGUAACUAAAGGCUCCAAGCAAUUCUUUAUUAACAACUGAGAUUGUCUGGAAGUAGCUCUGGCAAGCUCCUGUGACCAAAUAGGGGGGAAAAGCUUUUAUCCACUCUGAAUGUGCUCGGUGUCUGGCCAGGAGGAUUCACUGUUGUGCGAUGAGGAGAAGCAAUCCCUGUCGGUUUCCCUUCCCCCACCCCGGGAGCAUCAGAGCCAAUUUGACGCCCCCUUCGGAGUCCCGGAUGCGAACUGACACCAUCCAGGCUGUAUGAUUCAUCCUGCGCUCCCUAUCGGCAGCAUUUUCACUGGAUGAGCCACUCAGGGGACCCUGUGCUGUGAUGUUUUUGUACUGUUUUGUAACAGUGUAGUGAAGGCUAAUGCCCAGGUUCAAAGUGAUUUGUUCUUUUGUUUGAACCUUUUAUUUUGGCCCUCGUGCUGUAUUUAUUUUGUUCCUGUUUUUGUGUGUCGUUAAAUAAAUGUGCACAAUGCU